Molecule: messenger RNA, 5226 nt
Organism: Condylostylus longicornis
Lineage: Eukaryota; Metazoa; Arthropoda; Insecta; Diptera; Dolichopodidae
Gene: gw
Product: protein Gawky
Exons: 10
Coding region: 573-4973 (1466 amino acids)
Biological process (GO): miRNA-mediated gene silencing by inhibition of translation; positive regulation of nuclear-transcribed mRNA poly(A) tail shortening
Cellular component (GO): nucleoplasm; P-body
Molecular function (GO): protein binding; RNA binding
Source: RefSeq, a predicted model, not a curated record
GAAACAACUAUAUACAAUAAAAUAUUUUUAAUUUAAUAUUACAAAAUUAAAAAAUAAAAAACAAAUAAACAAUUUAAGCAACAAUACAAAAAGCAACAAAAUAAACCUAAAAUACAUUUACGUAUAUAUAAAAGAAAAAUUGAUUUAAAUAUUUAUGUACAUAUAAUAUACAUGUACAUAAAAAUAAAUUUAUAUAUAUAUAAAUAUAUAGAAAAUUUGAAAAAUAACAACAAUAAGAAAAAAUUAAAUAAAAAAGAAAACAAAAACAACUAAAAAAUUGGAUUAAGGAUUACAGCAGUUACAGGAUUGUCACAUGUGGGAGUAAUUAUAAUUUUUUAUAAUUUAAAAAAAAACAUAAAAACUCUAACAAAUAAAGGCGAAAUAAAAAAUCGGCACAAAAGAGAGCUUCCAAUUACUUUUAAACCGAAAUAAAAUUUUUUUCGCAAAAGUAGUUUUUUUUUUUUCUUUAUAAGGAUUAACACUAAUUAUAAUUAAUAAAUAAUUCAAAAAAAAAAAAAUAAACCAAAAGAAAUAUAAGAAAAAAGGAAUAAUAAAAAUAGAAAAGCAACGGUAUGGUUAGUGGAAAUCAACAAUCACAGCAACAACAACAGCAACAAUCGCAGUCACAACAAUCGCAACAACAAUCAAAUAAUCAAAAACAACAAAGUCAAACAAUUUCACAAAUAGGACAACAACAACAGCAGACAACUUCAUUGCCUUUGUCACCAUCUUCACUAACAACAACAGUUGCUGCUGUAUCAUCAACAACAUCAUCAGUUAAUUUAUCAUUAUCAGUAGCAUCUUCGUCGGGUAGUGUUGUAUCGUCACCACAAUCGCAAUCGACAACACAACAAACUCCGUUAAUCAACUCCAAUCAACAAUCACCAAUAAUAGGAAUCAAUGGAAAUAAUCCAUCAAAUAAUAACGCCGGUACUAAUAAUGGCGGUAACCAUGGUAGUAAUGCCGGCCUUGUAGGUGGUGGUACUUCAGCAGCAGCUGCUAAAAAUCAGUUAGAGCAAUUGAACACAAUGCGUGAAGCACUAUUUUCACAAGAUGGUUGGGGCUGCCAGCACGUAAACCAGGAUACAAAUUGGGAUGUUCCUGGUUCACCAGAACCAGCAAAUAAAGAUCCAACUGGUGGUCCACCAAUAUGGAAACCAAAUAUAAAUAACGGUACGGAUUUGUGGGAAGCAAAUUUACGUAAUGGUGGGCAACCACCACCACAACCAGUACAAAAAACACCAUGGGGACAUACACCUACAUCAAAUUUAGGUGGAACAUGGGGUGAAGAUGAUGACGGUAAUGAUGCAAAUAAUGUAUGGACAGGCGCACCAACAAAUCAAGGUGCAAAUACGGGUAGCGGUGGUAGUGUUACAGCUGGUGGUGCAAAUGCUGGUGGACCACAGGGUUGGGGUGCUCAAAGUGCAACAACUGGAGCAGGUACAGGUUCAGCACCAGCAAAUGCAUGGGGUGAUCCUCGUGAUAUGAGACCUACAACACUGGAUAUAAGAAAUGUUGAUCCUAGAGAUUUAAGAACCCCAAGUGGUGAUCCAAGAAGUGAUUUAAGGAAUGCUGGUAAUAUAAUUGAUCCACGUGAGCAAAUACGCGACUUACGCGGUGAUCCACGUGGAAUAUCAGGAAGGUUAAAUGGUACAUCAGCUGAAAUGUGGGGACAACACCACGCUUUAGCAGCAGCUGCAGCACAAGGAGGACAUUUACCAUUGAAUAAAAUGGUGGGACCCGGUGGAGCUGGCAGUACUGGUGGUGUCAUAAAUCCAAAUGUGGUUCCUGGUAGUGGUGUAGGUUCAGGUAAUACCACAUCGCAAUGGAAUACAAAUGCUAUAGGUGGAGUAAGUGCAGGAGUACCUAAGGAUAUUGCCAUGACAGCUGUUGUUGGUAGUAAAUUAUCAACUGGUUGGGGUGAUGAACCUUCACCACCCCCACAAAGACGUAAUUUGCAAAACUAUGAUGAUGGUACAUCAUUAUGGGGGCAACAGUCACGUGUUCCUGGUGGUGGUGUUGCAGGUGGAUCUCAUUGGAAAGAUAUUAAUGAUCCAAUGUCAAGAUCACAUUUGUUACGUGGUACAAUUGGUGGUGGACAAAAUUCUGGCGGAGCCGGUGGAAAUCCAGGUAAUGUUGGUGGACCAAUGCCAGGUCAAGGUAGACCAGGUGGACCUGGUGCUGGCACCGGUGGUCUUAUUGGUGCUGCAGGCACUGGUGGUCAAUUAAAACCAGAUAAUAUGUGGGGUCAUACUGCCGGCGGAGGUGGUCGUAAUAAUGGCGCAUGGGGUGAUGAUCAACAUGUUGGUGGAACAGCUAAUUGGGGUGAUAUUGAUAAAACGAAUAUGGGUAAUUUGAGUGGAAAUAGUACAGGUGGUGUAAGUGGUGGUUGGAGUGAUUCAUCAGCUUCAAAUGCAUGGAACAAAAAUCAGAAUAAACUUAAUUCAGCUGUUGUUAGUGGAGGAGGCGGUAAUACAACUGGUGGACAAGUCAGUGGCUGGCCAGACACAAGUGAUCUAAGUACUGAAUGGGGUUCAAUCCCACAACAUGGUGGUGUUAGCAAAUCUCAAGUUAUGAAUCUUAAAAAUAAUGAUAAUAUAUUGAGAACAACCAAAGCAUAUCGUGUAUUAACUGAAAUGGGCUUUAAAAAGGAAGACGUGGAAAUGGCUUUGCGUGCAACAAAUUCUAAUAUUGAUGAAGCUAUGGAGAUUUUGACGAGGCAAAAUAUAGAUGGAUGGCGCCGACAUGACGAUACACCUAGUAAUGUUGGUGGUAGUGGUAUUGGUGCGGGUGGUUUUGAUCAUGGUGGUAGCGGAUUCUCAACUGGAAGAUUUCCUUCUGGGCCACCAACGACUAUGCAAUUCCCACCGGUGCAAAAAUACCUUAAUCAACAAGGACCGCACAAUGUUGCAGGUGCAUUAGCUGCCGCACAACAGCAACAAUUUAAUAAUAGUGGUGGACCAGGUGGUCUUGGAGGAGCGACGCCAGGUAAUGCUGGUGGUAAUCAUCAAUCUGGUCCACCAUCUGCACAUCAGUUAAGAAUGUUAGUACAACAAAUACAGAUGGCUGUGCAGGGUGGUUACCUCAGUAAUCAAAUUCUAAAUCAACCCUUAGCGCCAACAACUCUUAUACUGCUUAAUCAAUUGCUCAGCAACAUUAAACAUUUACAGGGGGCACAAACUUCUAUCCAACGUAAUCCAAGUAUAAAUAACAAUUUGCAAUUAACUGUAGCUAUUACUAAAUAUAAACAAACAAUACAAAAUUUGCAAAAUCAAAUAAAUGCACAACAAGCAAUUUACAUAAAACAACAACAACAACAACAGCAGCAGCAACAACAAUUAGCUGUAGCACAACAAAAUCAACAAGCUGUUGCUGCUGCUGCUGCUGCUGCAGCUGCUGCCGCUAGUGUUGUAUCUCAUACAGGCGGUGGUAAUUUAGGUGGUGGUAGUGUAGGUGUUACUAGCAAUUCAGCUAGUGUUGGAUCAUCCUCUGAUUAUAUGAGAGGACAACAUGAUGCCAUAAGUGCUCUUCAAGGUAACUUCUCUGAGAUUAAUUUGAAGGACCAGUCCGGAGCAUUCCAAGGAGCUCCAAAUCAGCAAUCUAGACUGAACCAGUGGAAGCUUCCAGUAUUAGAAAAAGAUGUACCCACGGAUAGUACAGAUUUUUCGCGUGCCCCAGGUCCAACUGCUAAAUCUAUUUCAACAAAUUCUACUAAUAUUAACACUUUAGGAUUACAAAGUGAUGGAACUUGGUCUUCCGCACGUAUUGGUGAUGGAUGGCCUGAUUCUAGCAAUGAUAAUGAGAACAAAGACUGGCCAGCAGCACAGCAGUCACCUGCAACUGCAUUUACUGAUUUAGUUCCAGAAUUUGAACCGGGAAAACCUUGGAAAGGUUCCCAAAUAAAAAGUAUCGAAGAUGAUCCUAGUAUUACCCCAGGUAGUGUAGCUAGAAGUCCACUGUCUAUUAAUCCGACGCCAAAAGAAGCUGACCUCUUUGCUAAUAGCAGUAAAGCAUCACCGACUGAUUUACCCCCACUAAGUUUAUCUUCAUCGACAUGGAGUUUUAAUCCGUCUGGAAAUCAACAAAAUUUUACUAGUUGGUCUGAUAAUGUUCCACAACAAAGUGCCACUACAUCAGAAUUGUGGGCUGCGCCACAAUUAAACAAGACAUCACGUGGUCCGCCACCCGGGUUAGGUGCUAAUAAAUCUGCUGUUGGUAGCUCAAAUAGUAAUAAUAACGGUACUGGUAGUAACAAUUCAAAUUCAAGCAAUCCAUCAAAUGCAGGAAACGCAAAUGGUAGUAAUGCAAAUGGUUGGAUUGGAGCUACAUUGUCCGGCCGUGGUGCACCAAAUAAUCAAACGAGUUGGUCUGGAGCUAAUUCUAAUUGGAAUUCUACAUGGUUAUUGUUAAAAAAUUUAACUACACAGAUCGAUGGUUCAACCUUACGUACCUUAUGUAUGCAACAUGGGCCGUUAUUAAAUUUCCAUUUAUACUUAAAUCAGGGAAUCGCUUUAUGUAAAUAUGCAACUAGAGAAGAAGCCAAUAAGGCUCAAAUGGCUUUAAAUAAUUGUGUUCUAAGUAAUACAACAAUUUGUGCUGAAUCACCCAACGAUAGUGAAGUUCAGAAUAUAUUACAACACUUACCUGCAGGUAAUAGUAAUGGUAAUGGUCCAAACGUUGGUCAAUCACAAACUAGCGGAGGAGGCAAUGGAACUAGUGGGGGCGGUGGAAACCCCGGUGGACCAGGUGGUAGUAAUAACGGUAGUGGAAACGCAAAUAGUCAGUCUGCGUGGAGAUCACAAAAUCAACAAAAUCAAACAAGACCACCAGGAACUGAUGCUUGGAGUGGCUCAGUUUGGCAGCCAAACGCAUCAAGUAAUUUGUGGACAUCAUCAUUAGAUGGAUCAGCUGAACGUGGUACACCAUCGAAUUUAAGAUCUCUUCUACCUGGGGAUCUGUUAGAGUUAAACUAAGUUUACUUAAAUAAAUAAUUAAAUGAAAAAAAAAUAAAAAAAAAUAUUGUAUAAAAAUAAAUGAAAACAAAAAAACAAAUUAAAUUGUAAGUAAAGUACACCAAUAAAAAAAAUUAAAAAAGAGAAAAAUAAAGAAAAGAUUGAAUUAAGAGUGGCGGAUUGAUAUACUAUGAAUUCCAAAUAAUAUUUUUAUGUUGUUAUUAAAAAAUGAACAAUAAAUAGAAAAAUGUCUUAUUAUUUACUUAUUUAACAA